Molecule: messenger RNA, 612 nt
Organism: Lachancea sp. 'fantastica'
Lineage: Eukaryota; Fungi; Ascomycota; Saccharomycetes; Saccharomycetales; Saccharomycetaceae
Source: the annotation of a GenBank genome assembly
AUGUCAGAGGACUCUGAUCGCAAGCGAUCAUUCGAGGAACUGCAGGAAAGUAACCAGGUUUUAGGACUGGCUGUCCAGCGAACAAGAUUAGCUGUCAAAAGAUUAAGAUUGGAAUAUGGCUCGUUGCUCGAGCGCCUUGAAAGCAGGAUAAAUAAAGACCCAGAGUUGUGCUAUGAAGAUCCAUUACCAUCGUUAGAAAGUUUCAGAAUGCAGAUUUUAGAGGACACGCCCAAAUCCAAGACGAAGAGAAAAAAGGGAAAGGAACGGGACCCUAAUCUUCCAAAGAGACCAACGAAUGCAUACCUACUUUUCUGCGAGAUGAACAAAGAAUCCAUGAAACAGAAUGCAGGACCUAAUGACGUUUCUAAAGCCUUGACGGAUGCAUGGAAGGCGCUGGACGAAGACGGAAGAAAGCCCUACUACAAGUUAUAUAGCGAAGAUCGCGCCCGGUACCAGAAAGAAAUGCAGGCUUAUGCCAAGAACAAGACUACGAGUGACAAGCGGCCGAAGAAAGAAGAAGACGACGACGAAGAGGAAGAUGCGGAAGACGACGACGACACCGACGGCACCCAGCCUGACGUGGACGCUUCUGCCGAUACCCCAAUUGCAUGA